AUGGGGAGAAGCCUGCCGUGCUGCUGUCCAUCCCUGAUCCCCAGCAGGGAGACCGCUCACUUCUACCUGCUCGGCGUCCUCAUUGCUCUUUACAUGCUGGCUGGUGCGGCCAUUUUCUCCUCACUGGAGAGACCGGCAGAGAUCCGGGCCCACAGGCUCUGGGAACGCAGGCUGAAGAAGUUCAGCCAUGACUAUAACGUGAGCUGUGAAGAGCUGAAAUCACUGCUGCUCUACUACGAGGAGGCCCGGACCGCAGGUAUCCGGACAAACCGGGGCAGAGCCUUGUGGGACGUCCCGGGUGCUUUCUACUUUGUGGGAACUGUCGUCUCUACUAUUGGAUUCGGAGUGACGGCGCCGUCCACCAUGCUGGGGAAGGUCUUGCUGGUGUUCUACGGAUUGCUGGGCUGUUCAGCUACAAUGCUCUUUUUCAACCUGUUCCUUGAGAGAGUCAUCACGCUACUCGGCCUCCUGAUACUCUGGUGCUACGCAAAAAGAAGAAGACUCUGUCGGCCAAAAGGCAGAAACAGUGAAAGUAACAGAAAUGAGGACUGGAAACCGUCAGUCUAUCUGAUCACAUUGUUACUUUUUCUUGCUGCUAUGCUGGUUACGUGCAGCGCUGCCUCUCUCUAUUCGGUGAUGGAAGGGUGGACAUACUUGGAGUCACUGUAUUUCUGCUUUGUGGCGUUCAGCACUGUGGGCUUUGGGGACUUUGUAAGCAGUCAGAGAAAACAUCAUGAGAAGACUUGGGCAUAUCAGGUUGCCAACUGUCUUCUUAUGCUUCUGGGAGUGUGUUGCACUUACUCCCUCUUUAAUGCCAUCUCUGUGAUUAUGAAACAAGGUCUGAACUGGAUCCUGACGAUGCUGACUUGGAUGUAUAACUGUAUGAAACUCUGCACAGACAGCAAGAGCAAGCAGCGCCCUGCUCAGGCCCAAGCAUGCUGUGGCGAUCGUGUGUUCCCAGUGCUCUUGGUAAAUGCUUCUGUGAUGAAGCUAAAGUCGAAACAGUAUGCCACAACAGCAAAGAUGAAGGAGAUUAUGGAAUACAAGAACAGAAAGGUGAUCCAUAUUGUUAACGGGGACGGGACAAAUCUGGCACGGGAUGCGGGUGUCGGGGUGAUUAACUACCCCGUCAACACCAUCUUCUCACAGGUGGAUGUGACCCUGGGUGACAGACUCAUUUCUCAAUCCAGCGCUACUCAUCCGUACAGAGCCAUCAUCGAAACCCUGCUGAACUUUUCAGACGCAUCUCUGAAAAGCCAGUUCACAGCAGCUCUCUGUCAGGACGGGAGACAGAUCCCUUCGAAAGCUUUCCAGCCACGAUUUGACCAAAGCAUUUCGGUCAGAGAGUUUUACAAUCUGUACACCGCCACCGGGAGACACCUGAAAGAUUUACCUCUAUGCAUCGACAGGGACGAUUUUGAAAACGGCUAUAGCUUAUUUGUUUUUAAUCUAAACCCUGACGAGGACGUGGAAGCUCUGAACCCCAUUUCAAGCGGAACUUUAAGACUGGAGAUGAGAUUCAGGGUCCCCUUACCGCAUACAGCGACUCUGGUGGUUUACGCAGCGUACGAUACUAUCCUCGAGAUCAAUUCGAAACGACAGGUGCUGGUGGAUUAUUACUGA
Salarias fasciatus (jewelled blenny) is the source of this 1623-nucleotide messenger RNA. RefSeq names its product potassium channel subfamily K member 13-like. Gene Ontology annotation, molecular function: outward rectifier potassium channel activity; potassium ion leak channel activity. The record is from RefSeq and is a predicted model, not a curated record. Gene Ontology annotation, cellular component: plasma membrane. NCBI's taxonomy places the organism in Eukaryota, Metazoa, Chordata, Actinopteri, Blenniiformes, Blenniidae. The transcript has 5 exons. Gene Ontology annotation, biological process: potassium ion transmembrane transport; stabilization of membrane potential. The coding region runs from base 1 to 1623 and encodes 540 amino acids.